This is a messenger RNA of Chiloscyllium plagiosum (whitespotted bambooshark), 5004 nucleotides long. It is a transcript of the gene cand1, whose product is annotated as cullin-associated and neddylation-dissociated 1. Gene Ontology annotation, biological process: SCF complex assembly. Lineage: Eukaryota; Metazoa; Chordata; Chondrichthyes; Orectolobiformes; Hemiscylliidae. The record is from RefSeq and is a predicted model, not a curated record.
UGCUGGGUGAGGGUGAGUGGGAGGGGCCUCAGCUCCAGGGAGACACACGGCGGCGGAGGCCUCGCUUCGGACAGAGAGAAUCUCACCCCCCCCCCUCCCUCACACCCAAGGGAACAGCCGGCUGAGUGCAGCCCGUCUCCUCCCUCCCUCUCCCCUCCACCCGGGGUGAGAUACGGCGCAGAGAGUGAGGUGGAGCCGGGGGCUGGGAGCCGUGGAACCACAACGGGCGGCGGCAGCGGUAGCGCGGGAGUGAAGGCCUCAAGAUGGCGAGUGCCUCCUACCACAUCUCCAACCUGCUGGAGAAGAUGACUUCCAGCGACAAGGACUUCAGAUUUAUGGCAACCAAUGACUUGAUGACAGAAUUGCAGAAAGACUCUAUUAAGUUGGAUGAUGACAGUGAACGAAAAGUGGUUAAGAUGAUCUUGAAGUUACUGGAAGACAAGAAUGGUGAAGUGCAGAACCUUGCUGUUAAAUGCCUUGGUCCAUUGGUCAGUAAAGUGAAGGAAUAUCAGGUGGAAACAAUUGUGGAUACAUUGUGUACCAAUAUGUUGUCAGAUAAGGAGCAACUGAGGGAUAUUUCCAGUAUUGGACUGAAAACCGUCAUUGGAGAGUUACCUCCAGCUUCUAGUGGAUCUGCUUUAGCAGCUAACGUUUGCAAAAAGAUCACAGGCCGCCUCACAAGUGCCAUUGCGAAACAGGAGGAUGUCUCUGUUCAAUUGGAAGCACUAGACAUCAUGGCAGAUAUGCUAAGCAGGCAAGGAGGUCUGCUGGUUAAUUUCCAUCCAUCAAUUUUAAACUGCCUUCUUCCUCAGCUUACCAGUCCCCGACUUGCUGUUCGAAAGAGAACUAUUAUUGCUCUUGGUCACCUUGUUAUGAGUUGUGGAAACUUGGUCUUUGUUGAUCUAAUUGAGCAUUUGUUGACCGAGCUUGCCAAAAAUGAAUCCAUGUCUACAACCAGGACUUAUAUUCAGUGUAUUGCUGCUAUUAGCAGGCAGGCAGGGCACCGAAUAGGUGAAUACCUCGAGAAAAUCAUUCCAUUAGUCGUUAAGUUCUGCAGUGUGGAGGAUGAUGAACUGAGAGAAUAUUGCAUUCAAGCCUUUGAGUCAUUCGUAAGAAGGUGCCCAAAGGAAGUUUUUCUUCAUGUCACAACCAUUAUUAACCUGUGCCUGAGGUAUUUAACAUAUGAUCCCAAUUACAAUUAUGAUGAUGAUGAAGAUGAUGCUGCGAUGGAAUCUGAAGGUGGAGAUGAUGAUGAUCAAGGGAGCGAUGAUGAGUACAGUGAUGAUGAUGAUGUGAGCUGGAAGGUACGACGUGCUGCUGCCAAGUGUUUAGAUGGUGUUGUCAGCACUCGCCAUGAAAUGCUACCAGAAUUUUAUAAAACAGUAUCGCCUGCGCUGAUUGCCAGAUUCAAGGAGCGUGAAGAAAAUGUUAAAGCUGAUGUUUUCCAUGCAUAUCUCUCGCUGCUCAAACAGACCAGGCCUGCUCAGAGCUGGCACCUUGACCCAGAUGCAAUGGAACAAGAAGAGACCCCUUUAGUUAUGCUGCAGAAUCAAGUUCCCAACAUUGUUAAAGCUUUACACAAGCAAAUGAAAGAGAAAAGUGUGAAGACCCGUCAGUGUUGCUUUCACAUGUUAACUGAGCUGGUGAAUGUGUUGCCUGGUGCUUUGACUCAGCAUGUGCCAGUUCUUGUUCCGGGGAUAAUCUUUUCCUUGAAUGAUAAAUCCAGCUCAUCCAAUCUAAAGAUCGAUGCUCUCUCAUGUUUGUAUGUUAUCCUUUGUAACCACUCGCCUCAGGUCUUCCAUCCUCAUGUAGAAGCUUUAGUUCCACCAGUUGUGGCUUGCGUGGGCGAUCCAUUUUACAAGAUUACUUCAGAAGCACUUCUUGUAACUCAGCAGCUUGUAAAAGUACUUAGACCUGUAGAUCACUUAUAUUCGUUUGAUGCUUCCCCAUACAUUAAUGACUUAUUUACAUGUACUGUCAAGCGUUUGAAAGCUGCAGACAUUGAUCAAGAGGUGAAGGAGAGAGCUAUUUCUUGCAUGGGACAGAUCAUUUGUAACCUUGGGGACCAUUUAGGCAGUGAUUUACCCAGCACACUGCAGAUUUUCUUGGAGAGACUGAAGAAUGAAAUUACUAGACUUACAACAGUUAAAGCUUUGACGUUAAUUGCUGGAUCUUCUCUCAAGAUUGACCUACGACCAGUGCUGAGUGAGGGAGUACCAAUUUUAGCCUCAUUCUUGAGGAAAAACCAGCGAGCAUUGAAACUGAGUACCCUUUCUGCUUUGGAUAUCUUGAUCAAGAACUAUAGUGACAGCCUGACACCUGCCAUGAUUGAAGCAGUCCUAGUGGAGCUUCCACCUCUUAUUAGUGAAAGUGACAUGCAUGUGUCACAGAUGGCCAUAAGCUUUCUUACAACUUUGGCCAAGGUGCACCCAUCUUCUCUUUCGAAAGUCAGUGGCUCAAUUCUUACUGAGCUUAUUGGGCUGGUACGGUCCCCACUACUUCAAGGAGGAGCUCUUAGUGCGAUGUUAUAUUUCUUCCAAGCUCUUGUUGGGACUGGAACUGCAAAUCUUGGUUAUAUGGAGUUGUUGCGAAUGCUGACUGGUCCAGUUUAUUCCCAAAGCAGUGCAUUGACUCACAAGCAGUCCUAUUACUCAAUUGCAAAGUGUGUCGCAGCACUUACCCGAGCCUGCCCCAGAGAAGGACCAGCUGUGGUUGGGCAGUUUAUCCAGGAUGUGAAGAAUUCUCGAUCCACAGAUUCUAUCCGUCUCUUGGCUUUGCUCUCUCUCGGAGAGGUUGGUCAUCAUAUAGACUUAAGUGGACAAACUGAGCUUAAAUCUGUAAUCUUAGAAGCUUUCUCUUCCUCUAGUGAAGAGGUCAAAUCUGCAGCAUCCUAUGCCCUUGGAAGCAUUAGUGUUGGAAACCUUCCUGAGUAUCUGCCUUUUGUUCUGCAAGAAAUAACAAGUCAACCCAAAAGACAAUAUCUCCUGUUACAUUCUCUAAAAGAAAUUAUUAGCUCUUCGUCAGUUGGAGGUCUCAAACCAUAUGUAGAAAACAUUUGGAAUUUGCUGCUGAAACAUUGUGAGUGUGCAGAAGAGGGAACUCGAAAUGUUGUUGCAGAAUGCCUGGGCAAACUUACUUUGAUAGAUCCAGAGACGUUACUACCACGGCUUAAAGGAUACUUGGAAUCAGGUUCAUCUUAUGCUCGAAGCUCUGUGGUUACAGCUGUGAAGUUUACAAUUUCUGAUCACCCGCAACCGAUAGAUCCUCUAUUAAAGAACUGCAUAGGUGAUUUUCUGAAAACAUUGGAAGAUCCAGAUCUCAAUGUGAGAAGAGUGGCUUUAGUUACCUUCAAUUCAGCUGCACAUAAUAAACCAUCGCUAAUCAGGGACCUCUUGGAUACUGUUCUUCCUCAUCUAUAUAAUGAAACAAAAGUUAGGAAGGAAUUAAUAAGAGAGGUGGAAAUGGGACCGUUCAAGCAUACUGUAGAUGAUGGCCUAGAUAUUAGGAAGGCAGCUUUUGAAUGCAUGUACACACUUCUGGAUAGCUGUCUUGACAGAUUAGAUAUUUUUGAAUUCCUGAACCAUGUUGAAGAUGGACUAAAGGACCAUUAUGACAUCAAGAUGUUGACCUUCUUGAUGUUAGUACGGUUAUCCACUCUUUGUCCAAGUGCAGUUCUACAGAGAUUGGACAGGCUGGUGGAACCUUUGCGUGCUACCUGUACAACUAAGGUAAAAGCCAACUCUGUUAAACAAGAGUUUGAGAAACAAGAUGAACUGAAACGAUCGGCGAUGAGAGCAGUUGCAGCACUACUGACUAUUCCAGAAGCAGAGAAAAGUCCACUUAUGAGUGAGUUUCAAUCUCAGAUAAGCUCCAACCCUGAGUUGGCAGCCAUCUUUGAGAGCAUCCAAAAGGACUCAUCUUCAACAAGCUUGGAGUCAAUGGACACUACCUAAACCUUUUCUUCCAAAGAAGGAAUCUUUCAUUCUUGUGUUGAUGUUAUGCACUGAAAUUUCAGUCAUUACGCAAGCAAAAAGAAAAUCUGUACUUUGAGCUUUAAGCUUAUGAAUUAAUUUUUACUUUGGAAAUUCUAGUUUUUGUUUAUUGUUGCUUUUUUUAGUAGUUAAUCCUGAAUGUCCAUGUAGUUCAGUGGAAAAUAUAGUGUAAAUUACACAGAACAUUUUUGUUAUACGACAUCCAAUUUAGCAGUAUUUAAAAAGGUGACACAUUUGUAGUAGUAGAUUGUGUAUAGGUAUGCAAUAAGGAUUUUGGUGUGCUGAAUGAACUUGGAAUAUAAAUGUUAAAUUUUACUCCCAGGAUCAUUUUCUUUUAGGAAACUUCAUGCCAUUCACCUUUUAUUAUGUGAAUUUUGUAAUGAAAAAGGAGAAAAAAAGUCUGUUUGUCUGUCUGCUGUUUCUGUUUCAGCUUGCUAAACAAUAGUUAAAGAACUCUGCUUUGUGAGAUUUAUUAGAUUAAAAUGGUUGGCACAGUUCUUAAAUCAUAGAUUGGUACUUCCAAUUUCUUGGAAUGGCAAAUUAUUUCCAUGGAUGCAUUGAUACUGCAUGGGACAUUCCAAUAUGUAUGUUCUGUAAAAUGUAUUUUGUUUGGAAUACAAAGCUUGAAUUUAAAAGAUGAUUUUACUCUGUGCACCGCUUAUGCCUUGCUAGUUUUUGUUCCAUUGAUCUUACUUACAUUUAACUACCUUUUUCAAGUAAAGGUAGAAUAAAUCUAUAUUAAAAAAUAUUUUAAAUUGGGUCCAAUUUAGAUUAACUGGAGUGUACUGAAACAGAAAAGUUUGGGUGCUCCCUAAGUUGGUAAAACAAAAAUACUUCUAAGCUAUUUUGUAUAUCACUAAAAAGCUGUUGUGCAAAGAAAAGCACCCUGAAUUUUUGAAUGGUGGUAUCUGCCAACGCUGUUUCCUUUAGAGUAGAAUGACUCCCUUUAAUUGGAGCCCUGUGUUCAGGGAUGCUGUAAUAAAGUUUGUUUCGUGAUCAGUGGGUUCAUAAA